AUGGGAAAAGGCGGUCGCUUUUUUUGCAUCUUCACUCCAUAUGCUCUGACUAUCGCGGCUUUAAUCUGUCUCAUCAUCGUGGGGUUGGGUUCGACCGAUAACGGCACAGACUCACUGCGAGACCUGCAUUUCUUCCGCAUUGACCUCCAAAACCUCACCACUUCGACAACAGCACAAACCACCGUCGAAAACGCCCUGGAUGAUUUGAACAUCACCGUUGACGAUGGCGACAUCAAGACCGCCCUCGAGGAAGUCCAGAAGUACUUCAAAAUCCAGGACUUCUACAACAUCGGUGUCUGGGGCUACUGCGACGGCAACAUCACCUCCAAAGACGACUACGAAAUCUCCAACUGCUCCAAGCCCAAGGCCGAGUUCUGGUUCAACCCCGAUGAAGUCUGGAACCUCGACACCCUGGGUCUCGACAAUGCCAUUCCCAGCGACCUCCAGAAGUCUCUGAAGGUCUACAAGAAAGUCUCCAAGUGGAUGUUUGUUGCCUACAUUGUCGCCUUUGCGGCUACGGCGCUCGAGCUCCUCAUCGGAAUCACCGCUAUCUUCAGCCGCUGGGGUAGCUGCGUCACCACCUUGGUCUCUAUCACCGCAUUCCUUUUCACUGCUGCCGCCUCCGCCACCUCCACCGCCAUGUUCGCCGUCAUCACCGGCGUCAUCAACGAAAAGCUCAAGAAAUACGGCGUCGUCGGUAGCAUGGGCAAGCACAUCUAUGUUGCCACCUGGCUCGCCGUCGCAUUCUCCCUUGGCGCAGCUCUCUUCUGGGCCUUGAGCUCCUGCUGCUGCUCCGGCCGCUCCCCUUACAGCCACCGCGACCGGGGUGUGCGCGGUGUCAUGGCCGAAAAGGCGCCUUACACCUAUGAGCCUAUUAACAGCCCUUACUCUUCUCCUCAGCCCGGGUACACUGCUCCCCCGAUGCAACACCCCCACCCUCAAGAUCCCCAGCGAGCCGCUACCUCUUAUGAGCCUUUCCGUCAUGUUUAAAAAAAAAAAACCC
Molecule: messenger RNA, 1003 nt
Organism: Aspergillus ochraceoroseus IBT 24754
Lineage: Eukaryota; Fungi; Ascomycota; Eurotiomycetes; Eurotiales; Aspergillaceae
Product: SUR7/PalI family protein
Exons: 3
Coding region: 1-990 (329 amino acids)
Biological process (GO): fungal-type cell wall organization
Cellular component (GO): cell cortex of cell tip; plasma membrane
Source: RefSeq, a predicted model, not a curated record